Messenger RNA from Electrophorus electricus (electric eel), 2534 nucleotides. RefSeq names its product C-C chemokine receptor type 8. Lineage: Eukaryota; Metazoa; Chordata; Actinopteri; Gymnotiformes; Gymnotidae. Gene Ontology annotation, cellular component: membrane; external side of plasma membrane. Gene Ontology annotation, biological process: G protein-coupled receptor signaling pathway; immune response; cell chemotaxis. The record is from RefSeq and is a predicted model, not a curated record. Gene Ontology annotation, molecular function: C-C chemokine receptor activity; C-C chemokine binding.
GAAAAAGAGAAAGGUGAAGUGCUUUUGUUUCACUUGCGAGCACACACAACCGAGGGACAUCAGUCCCAACUCCUGACUCCCACUAUGGAGGAUGCUGGGAUUGCAGAAAGCGUGACAACAAUGGACACGGCUACUACUGAGUACUAUUACUACAGCAAUACAGAACCGUGCCCGACGAUCUCUCUCCUGAACCCGUCCGUCGUCUCUGCCACCUUCUACCUGGUCUUUGUCCUGGGGUUGCUAGGAAACGCCACCGUCCUGUGGGUGCUGCUGAAGGUGAUGCGCGUGCGGAGCAUGACGGACGUGUGUCUGCUGAACUUGGCCUUGUCUGACCUCCUCACCGUCCUCUUUUUGCCUUUCUGGCUGCACACGGGGGCACACGCCAUCUGCCAGGUCAUGGCGGGUGUCUACCACCUCGGCUUCUACAGCAGCAUCCUGUUCGUGACGCUGAUGAGCGUGGACCGCUACCUGGCCAUCGUGCACGCCGUGGCAGCCCCAGGUGCCCGCACUCUUCGCUACGGCAUCGCCGCCAGCCUCGCUGUCUGGGUCAUCUCCUCCUGCGCUGCGUUGCCCGAAGCCAUGUUCUCCACCAUGGUGGUGGAAGACGACUCCACGCAGUGCCAGAGGAGUUACCCGGAGCACUCGGCCCGGGUCUGGAAGCUACUGAGGAACUUCGGGGAGAACACAGUGGGCCUGUUCGUGUCGCUGCCUGUCAUGGUGUACUGCUAUGUCCGGAUCCUGCUGGUUCUGCGCCGGACGAGGAACUCCAAGAGGGGCCGAGCCAUGAGGCUGAUCUUCGCCAUCGUCGUCAUCUUCGUUGUCUUCUGGGUUCCGUACAAUGUUGUCGUGUUCCUGGACACGCUGCAGCAGCUGGGUAUUGAUGACAACUGCAAUGCUACCGUUCUGACCAAAGCUGCAAUGGAAGUGACCGAGAUCAUCACGCUGACACACUGCUGCGUGAAUCCGGUCAUCUACGCGUUUGUUGGGGAGAAGUUUAGGAAAUGUCUGGCUAACAUGUGUGCCAAAUAUUUACUCUGUGCAAAGCUCUAUCACUUAGCAUCAAUACAGUCAAAAGUAUCAGAAAAUGAAACAUCCAACACACCUUUGUAAGGGACCUGUGUUUCAUACAUGUAAUAUUUGUAUAUAUUUUUGGUUUUUACCACUUACUGAAUGUUUAUUCACUUACAGUACAGAAUGUCAGAGGUGAUUUUUGAUUCAUAAUUGCCCCUCCCACAUUUAAAGCGAGGAUGAAUAUGAUUUUUGAGAAUUAUGACAGUAAUGGGCUCAACCACCAACCUGUCAGAACAGCCUAAUUUUCUACCGCAAGUCUGUCCAGCCUUUAUUAAGUCAUCACGUCACUGGUUGUCUGGAAAACCGAAACCACAUUUUAUACCAGCAACGAUCAUUUCUGAGGCCAUUUUUCCUUUCAGGAAACUCCCGCUCACUUGACCAGCCAUCUGAAUAUAGCUGCCUAGAACUAAUUUCGCCUAGACUGUGUGAUGGACUAAUACUGACUGCUUUGUUUACAGCAAUGCCGAUGAAGACAGAGUCAGCGUCUGUUAACAUUCACGUGUGACGGGUGCAGGGGGAGAGGGUGUGAGGCCUGAGAGGGAGGUUGCAGUGUCUUUACCCUCCACAGAGAGCAGACAAAGGAACUCAGCAGUGAGCGGACGAAACAGCAAACAGUGAUAAAACAGCGCUGCCUGGAACGGUCCAACCUUCACCGUUUAUGUAACGAAUCACUCGGUAAUUGUCUCAUUAAAUGGCUUCCAGUUGCACAAGUAUCCGACUGCAGCAAAUCCACUGCAUGGGCCGUCCCUGAUAGUUCGAGCUUUAACCUAAACCAAGUAACGUAGAUAAAUUGAAAGUAAUAAAGAUAAAUGAUUAGAAUAUAUUUGAAUUAGGGAUUAAGAACAGUUUUUAAUUACAUUAAUUAGUUAAUUAAUUACAGUUUUAAUUAGUUUUUAAUUAUUUUUAAUUCUUUGCUUGCUGUCUCCGUAUAGGUGCAAAGGAGAUUAGUAUGCAUGACAUUCUUUGAUAAACACAAAUCAGAACUGAAGUGAGCACAUCUUAAGAGUGUAAUCCUUCUGCUUAAUGUAUGAGUCCUGAUUUACUCUGCGUUUGGUGUUUGACAGCCAAAUUUCCUGAUACACAGAUAGAGUCAUAGACGAUAAAGAAAAAUACCCUAUAAAGAUAGGCAUUAAUUCAUCAACCCUCAAAAUCCCACUUGCAUAUCGUGGGUCAUGUUUUUGGCGGCAAGACAAAAUAGUAGGUAUAGUUUAGGAGGUAGGAGACAUAGACGUGUUUUUUUUAAUCCCAGCCUCAAAACCACAAAGACACAUCUUUAAAGUGCCGCUGCAGUGCAUCAAACUGCAUGAGCAGGAUUUCCUGUGAGUGGCACUUUGUUCACCUCAUGGGUUUGCAAACACGAAGCACUUGGAAGAAGAAUUAAAAAUGUGCGUGACUGCAUAUGUAAAGGAAGCACUGUUCUGUUAUUGUAAAUGCAAAAAUAAUAAAGUUUUGUUUUGUGUAAA